Poecilia latipinna (sailfin molly) is the source of this 2936-nucleotide messenger RNA. Its product is annotated as protein FAM160B2-like. Lineage: Eukaryota; Metazoa; Chordata; Actinopteri; Cyprinodontiformes; Poeciliidae. The annotation marks the transcript as partial. The record is from RefSeq and is a predicted model, not a curated record. The transcript is spliced from 22 exons.
GAGCAGCAGAUUCCCUUCAUGCAGAACCGAUCCGGACCUAUGGAUGGAGUUCUGUUAUCAGAACUCGGGGUUCUGAUAACAGAACCGGGUCAGGGAGAACAGAACCAGCAGUGACCCUGCAUCAACGGUUUCGACUAGGUUCAGAACCCUCUCACUGAAUGUCAAACUCCAGUUUCGGAUUAUUUAUUUUCCAACCGGACCAGGUCCCUUAAACGUCACAUCCGGAAGUGAACACCUGAAGUUGUAAUUUGAAAGCUCAGACCGGAAGUUGUGAGGUGGCCGUGGCUGCGGGUCAGGGUUCGGGUCUUGGUGAGGCAGUAAACCCGACCGGACCGGACCUUACCUGGUUCUGGGAGGAUGGAGAUGUUCAGCAAGCUGAGCGGCAUGUUGCUGAACGCGCUGGAGACGAGGGAGCCGACCGCCGACCUGCUGGACUCCUUCAUCGACCACUGGAGGUCCAUCACCAACUACUACAUCCAGACCACAGAUGACAGCCGCCCCGCCUCUCAGACCGACAUCCCGUGGCGUCUCAGGCAGAUGACCGACAUCCUGGUGUAUGAGGAGAAGCAACAGGAGGAACCGGGUCGCUGCCUGGAGUUCCUGCUGCAGAACCGGCUGCUGGAGACGCUCUGCACCUUGGGGAAGGCUCAGUACCCUCCAGGGAUGAGCCAGCAGGUGCUGCUCUUCUUCUCCAGGCUGCUGUCUCAGAUGCAGAAGCCUCUGCUGCAGCUCGUCCCCGUCCGCACACCUGUACAGAAGCUGAUUGGCCUCUGUGCUCUUCCUGGUUCCUGCACUGAGAAGGAGGAAGCUCAGUUUUUAUUGGCUGUUUGCUCCAGAGUGUCACAGGAUCCGCACAUGCUCAGAUACAUCCUGCAACCCCCAGAUCGACUGCUAGCGUCCAAUCAGAGCACAGAUGCAGCCAGCUGCCAAUCAGAAGCCUCUGCCUCCAGCGCUGUCCAAUCAGAGCGUGGGCUGCUGUGGGUUCUGGUGCAGCUCAGCAGCAGCCAGAGGCCUGCGGUGCGUCUCAAGGCGUGUGAGGGCCUGCUGCAGCUGGCGUCCCUCCUGGAUGUUGGUCCUCCAGGGGAGCUGUGGGCUGCUGCAGCCCAGCUGGGGCAGCUGCUGGCUGGGCGACUGCAGGAGCUCUACUCCCUGCUGCCUCUGGAGGAGCUGCAGGCUUCCGAGCUCAGGAGCUGGCCCCGCCCCUCGUGGAGAUCAGAGUCUCAAGCCGAUCACAUGACCAGGUUCCUCACCUGGUUGGACUUCCUGGAUGAGCUGACGGCCGACGCUCCUCAGGCGCUCUCCCUGCAGGUGUCCCAGUGCGUCCUCCAGCGGUGGCUCAUGGAGACGCUUCGUCCUCAGCUGCUGAACGCGUGCCAGCGGAGCGUCCUGGUGUCCACAUCCGUCCUCUGCUGCGUCGUCAGACUGGUCCGGUCUCCGUCUCUGCUGGACCAGCUGCUGGAGUUCCUGCUGAGGACGCCGUCCGUGCUGCAGCUGCUGCUGCGGCACUGCGACCACGCCUCUGACCAGAUCAGCAUGGCGUCUCUGUCUCUGGUGGACGAACUGCUGCAGAAGCCUCACAGGGACAUCCUGGACACGCUGGUGCUCUGCUUCCUGGAGAGCCGCCAUUACCUGUCGUCACCUGCGGGGGGCGCCGAGGACCAGCAGCCCGACAGCGACGGCAGCAACGACGGCCAAGACCCGGAGGACGACCCGUUCUUCUCAGACGGUUUCCCUGACGACCACCUUCCUCCUCCUCGUCUUCAUCAACCUGCUGCCCCGGGCUCCGCUGCUGACAUCAUCAACAGUUUCCUGGGCCUGGUUCCGGUCCAGGUGCGGUCGGCCCACCUGCUGCAGGACGGAGGCUACGAGUCGUACGUCCUUGACGCGCGCUCCUUGGUGAGCCAGUGCCAGGCUCUCUCUCUCCGGUGGGUGUGGCCACAGACUCCUCCUCCUCCUCCCACCUGCUCCUCAGGUGAGGAGGCACACUUCUUUGAAGGCCACCUGCUGAGAGUUCUGUUUGAACGUCUGGGACGCAUGUUGCAGCAGCCGUACGAGGUGAACCUGCAGCUGACGGGCAUCCUGUCCCGUCUGUGCGCCUUCAGUCACCCGCUGCUGGACGAGUACCUGCUGGACCCAUUCAUCCACCUGUCCGCCGGCAACCGCUCGCUGUUUGCCGUCCUAGUCAGGGUGGUAGGAGAGCUGAUGGAGCGCAUCCAGGAGGUAGCCGACCUGCCGCAGCGCCUGCUGGACACCAGGAGACACAUGCUGGGUCUCCACCUGGACGCCAGACCGGAGCACCUGGCUCUACUCCAGGGCGUCAUCGUCCUGGAGGAGUUCUGCAAGGAGCUGGCGGCCAUCGCCUUUGUCAAGAUGCCUUUGGACCGGAACCACGACUGCUUCUGUUCAGGGCCCGGAUGCUUCCUGUCAUGUGACGCUACGGGAGCCUUGAGGGCCAAUAGAAGAGUUUUCCUGAGUCUCUGUAGGACGGUCCUCUGCCUGGAGGGUUCUGGCUCGGUCCGGUCCGGGCCUGUCGGUGUGAGCAGCAGAACCUUACGGCCGACCUUUGGUUGGCUCAGAGCUCAGACCCGUCGGACCGGUUCCGGGCUUGAGGCGUCUGCCUGCCUACAGCAGCACCACGCCAUCAGUGCUGCUGUAGGCAGAGACAUGCAGCGGCGGAGAGUCGAGGAGGAAGAGGAGGAGGAGUUGAAGGUCACAGCAGCAUCCUCAGCAUCCCUCCACCGAACCUACGGAACCGGGUCGAACCGAGCCGCCGCCAUGGGGAACCGGGGCAUGGAGGAGCUGAUCCCGCUGGUGAACCGCAUGCAGGACGCCUUCGCCUCCAUCGGCCAGAACGCGAACCUGGACCUGCCGCAGAUCGCCGUGGUGGGCGGCCAGAGCGCCGGCAAGAGCUCGGUGCUGGAGAACUUCGUGGGCAA